AUGGUGCCAAUCAGAACCCCCUUCGGGAAUAUGCGCAUGGUGCCAAGGUGGCACAAGGGCGACGCGGUUGACCUCGUGCUUCUUGUGACGGCCUUCUGCACAGGCGCAAACAUGUUGCCCCAGGUGGGCCUCGUCCUCCUACUGGUAGAUGUGGUAACGGACUGCAUAGACAGCUUUGCCCAAUUGUUCAUCCACUGGCUAGUCGAAGGGUCGUUCGAGAUCAACGAGUUGUUGGCAAAGAAGGUGUCACUUCUGGGGGUAAUGAUUCUGGUCACACUGUAUCAGUGGAAAAAAAGAAUGGGAAGCACGUCGACUUCUAGUUCAGCGUUGGAUGAGAUUGACGAGGAUGGCCCGCCGACCGUCGGCAACGUGGCGCUGCUUAUCGGAAGGACGCUCAUGGCGGCCCUCUUCUUCCAGUGCGCCGCGGUGGAGCUGGGCCGGCUCUACCUCUCCGACGAGGACUACGACAUCGACCCGGACGAUUGCCACAACGUCGUCUGGCCGAAGUUCACGGAGCUGGCUCUCGCCGUGCCGCUGGUGGUGGGCUGGCAGACCCGGCACGCCUCCCGCCUGCUCGCCGUCACCCUCCUGCUGGAGGCCGUGUCGGUGUGGCAGUUCUGGUGGGUGGGUCCUCUGGAACCUCGCCUCCACAGCCGCGAGCACUUCGUGGUCAACGUCGCGGUGGCCGGAGGCCUACUCCUGCUGCAUAACACCGGCGGCGGUCGCUUCACGGUGGAGGAGCUGCUCAAGAAAGCCACGUGA
Messenger RNA from Prorocentrum cordatum, 762 nucleotides. The record is from the annotation of a GenBank genome assembly. NCBI's taxonomy places the organism in Eukaryota, Dinophyceae, Prorocentrales, Prorocentraceae.